This is a messenger RNA of Melanotaenia boesemani (Boeseman's rainbowfish), 2492 nucleotides long. RefSeq lists its product as uncharacterized. Lineage: Eukaryota; Metazoa; Chordata; Actinopteri; Atheriniformes; Melanotaeniidae. The record is from RefSeq and is a predicted model, not a curated record. The coding region runs from base 514 to 2424 and encodes 636 amino acids. The transcript is spliced from 15 exons.
UCGCGGGUGUGUUAAAUUUUACUGCAAAAGACAACUUACUGGUUUACUAUGGUUGUCUCUUACAAAUUGACCACGCUUAGCUUUCAUAAUGGCGUUUCUCAUUGGUCGCACCCCCGGGAAAAGACCAGUGGUUGCGUGACAAUCGCAAACAAAUGUUCUGUUACUACUGUAUGUACUGUAAAUUAUGUAUCACUUCUUCUCUUGUUUAAACGUAUUUCAGACAACAAUUUAUUCCGUAAAUAUAUAUAGUUAAAAACAACAUUAUUUAGUACCACACUUAACACAGUUAGGUGAUAGACGUUUAUAAGCACUGGUGAGUGGCGCGUGCGAAAUUCUUUGAAUUACUGGUUGACCCUCGCGCACCUUUACGUAUUGUUAGCAACGGCUAACGUUUGCUAUUUUGCGAAAUAACGAGCUAUCGGUCUCCUCUUUCACAACGGUAUAGAUACUGUGUUAUUGCAUCCACACUUAACAGCUCUGAAAACUUUGUUUCUUUUACGUUUAAGUUUAAAAAUGAACUGGGUCGGGGGUUCAAGGAAGCGGUUGGUGAUGAAGAAUGAUGCAAAAAAGCAGAGGGAGUUCUUUGAGAAGAGAAAAAUGGAACAGAAACUGAGAAAACUGGGAGUAGCUAUGCCAGUCUCCUCCGCUGAAGACACGGGUUCUGGUAGUACAGACCUAAUGACCCUGUUUAUUGUCAACCAGAUUGCUACCAAGAAAGCAAAUAAAGAUCCUCCAAAAGUAGCAGUUCUCAGCAGCUGUAAAGGGAGAUCAAUGCAGUGGCAAAAUAGCCCCCUGGUGCUCCCAAUGAGCCCCUGUUCCCCUUCACAGCUGAGCCUUGUUGAGAGCCAGCCUCAUUGCAGAGUUCAAGGAAUCAGUAAUAGAAAGAAUUUUAUUACACAGAAAUUCAAGGGUCAACAGUUGUCACCAGUACUGGAAUCAGCGUUUUCAGACAAUAGUGCAUCUGACUACUUGCCACCAAUAACCAACCCCUCCAGCCCUACCCCCUCCACAUCAUCAGCCUCAUCAGGCCAAGGUAUGUUCCCCCUGCAGAUGAAUCUACAGAGACAAAACCAGACUCAGUUCCAGCCUCUUCCCCAUUUCUCCCCUCCACCCUGGCAUACAUCAGUACAACGGCAGACAUUGUUUCAGCCUUUCUCCCAACCUAGAGCUAUGGCAGAUGCUGCACCUUGGGCCUGCAGACCAAACUCACCCCUCUUCCAAUUGAAGACCCCUACAGCAGCCCGGGGCCUCUUUGGAAGUCCAAAAUCAGAUGAAACUGAAGCAAGAGAUCACGAAGGACAUGCAGGGAGCUUAUUUCUCAAACAACAGGAGGACAGGGAGCCCAUGGGGGACUUCAUGUUUAACCAGCCUGAAACUAAUCACUUGUUCGAGGAAGACAUAUCCAGGGGCUUUGGCAAUGAGGAGUAUGAAAGAGAAGCUUCUUACUCUGGUUAUACAAAGUCUAAAAUAUGCCUGGUAGAUGAAACAUCAGUCAGAUCUUCAGCACCACAAACUGUGCCUGACCCUGAGUCCAUGAGAGUGGAGCUUUCCAGCUGCACUGAUAUGAACUCCCCAUGUCUCGGACAAAACACUGGGCAUGUGAAUGAGUGGAAAAAUUCACCAAGUUGCUCUUGCAGAGCAUGUUAUCAGAGUUCAGACUCCAGUGAUGAUGAAGUAAGCUAUGGGUCAAGUUUCCAAGCCUUUCACUCUUGCAUGGAUCACACCUGUUGUGCAGAUCAUCUAAACAAAACCUCUGGAAACCAAGGCCAACAGAUGGGGAGCAGGAUGUUUCUGUCUCAAUCUCCUCUCCCUCUGGCUCAAACUAACUCAGAGCUCUGCAAAUGCAAGAAAACACCCACUGAAACUCAAGAUGUAGGGACUCAAACACUGUACUGCUGCACACCUGACACUUGUGAUGCUUCCACUCAGUGCAACUUUGUUUCAGACAGUGAGACCAAAGCUUCAGGCUUUAGCGUAUAUCGACCUAACGUUGACGUGUUGGAACAGCAACCAGCCACUGAGAGGCACACUUGCGCUGGGCCACAGAUACUCACAGCCUCAUUGGAUAACUCAAAAAGGGAAGGGAAGCAAAUAUCUUGGAGCAAAAACAAUUCAAAGGCUGGUUCCCUGUCAGGAAGCAGCAGUUUUCACACGUUCACUGCAAGCAGCAGUACCAAAGUGAUCCUACAGAGACCAACAAACCCUUUUCAAGAGGUCUUGACUAUGAGAGGUAAGGAGAAUGUAGAGGGCAGAGGGGAGAGGCAGCAGCAUGAGAAUAGCCCUCUGGUUAAAGAUGUAGCAGGUGAAGAAAAGGAGGAAAGUACAUCUGCUGGGAAAUGUAACGCACUCUCAGAGGAGGCUGAGAUGCUUCAGGAAAUAGCCGAUAUUUUGCUCCUGCUGAAGCAGAGGAAGAAGGAAGAGUAAGUUGAUCUAAUUGAAGACAGGUAGACAGAUAAAAGGACAAUAAGGAAAUAAAAAUGACAUCUGUUGUA